This is a messenger RNA of Cynara cardunculus var. scolymus (artichoke), 2531 nucleotides long. Its product is annotated as probable GTP diphosphokinase RSH2, chloroplastic. The record is from RefSeq and is a predicted model, not a curated record. NCBI's taxonomy places the organism in Eukaryota, Viridiplantae, Streptophyta, Magnoliopsida, Asterales, Asteraceae. Gene Ontology annotation, cellular component: chloroplast. Gene Ontology annotation, biological process: guanosine tetraphosphate metabolic process. The coding region runs from base 212 to 2329 and encodes 705 amino acids. The transcript has 6 exons.
ACCACGUCUUCCCUUCCUUCAAAUCCCAUCUCAUCUCUUCUCUUCUCAUAUGUAAUGUUAUGUACAUACCAAAUUUCUUCAUUUGAUUUCUAAUUUGUUUGUUUCCCCAUUCCGAGAAUUUUCUUCCUUUGCUUUGCUUCAGUUUGCAGUCAAACGAUUUGCAUACUUAAAUCGGCAUCUAGGGUUUUGAUUUCACAGAAUUUCAUCAAUCAUGGCGGUUCCAACCAUCGCUCUCUAUGCAACUCCUCCCACUGGUAUCUGCUCAACCCCUUAUCCAUGUCAGAUCAAUUCACACACGUCCUACGAUUUCGAUUUAAGCAGCCGUCCAUCGUCUUCGUCUACGGCCACCGUUUCAUCGUCGCAAAAACCAAUCGUCGGAGGGCUUUCUUCCAUGUUCUCGUCUUCAUCAAGCUUUUCCGCUGGCGGAUCUGAAGAAUUGCCGUCGAUGAGAGGUGCUGAAGAUCUGAGCAGCUCCUUUUCGUACUCGCCCUUUGGAUCUUAUUUGAAACGAGAUCAUGUUCAUCAAAGCCCGGUUUCGGUGUUUCAAGGUCCCGUUUCGAUGGGCAGUUCACCGCCGAUGAGGUUUUCUCCUGAAAGAGAUGGUUCGAUUCGUGUUGGGAGCAAGCGCUUGUUUAAAGGGUUUGUUACACACUCGUUAAGCUCGUGUGUGGAUUAUGGUUCUCGGAGUUUUCAAGUGCAAGAUAAUUUGGCUGAGGAACUUACAUUUAUGAUGGAUGAUACUAUUUUGAAGGAAUCAGAUCCCGAGCCGUAUGCUGCAGAUUUGUUAUUGGAUGCACAAGCGAAACACAAGAUUUUCAACGAUGACCUCGUUAUCAAAGCUUUCUUUGAAGCCGAAAAGGCUCACAGAGGGCAGAUGCGAGCUAGUGGGGAUCCCUAUUUACAGCAUUGCUUGCAAACUGCGGUUUUGCUGGCUACAAUUGGUGCUAACGCUACGGUAGUUGCUGCAGGACUUCUACAUGAUACACUUGAUGAUUCUUUCAUAAGCUAUGACUAUAUUCACCAAACUUUCGGACCUGGGGUUGCUGAUCUCGUUGAAGGGGUGUCUAAGCUAAGCCAAUUGAGCAAGCUUGCUCGUGAAAGCAAUACAGCGAACAGAACCACAGAAGCAGAUCGUCUGCACACUAUGUUUCUUGCGAUGGCAGAUGCGAGGGCUGUACUAAUAAAGUUGGCUGAUAGGCUGCACAAUAUGAUGACGUUGGAAGCGUUGCCUUUGAACAAAAAACAGAGGUUUGCAAAGGAGACUAUGGAGAUAUUUGCUCCUCUGGCUAAUCGUUUAGGGAUUACUAGUUGGAAGGAGCAAUUGGAGAAUCUCUGCUUCAAAUACCUUAACCCAGAGCAGCACAAAGAUCUUUCCUCCCAACUUUUGAAGUCCUUUGAUGAGGCAAUGGUCACGUCUGCUGCAGAGAAAUUGGAGCAAUCUCUUCAAGAUGCAUCCAUUUCUUACCAUGUUUUACAUGGGCGGCACAAAAGCUUGUAUAGCAUCUACUGCAAAAUGCUAAAGAAAAGGCUGGCCAUGGAUGAAAUUCAUGAUAUUCAUGGGAUACGUCUCAUUGUUGAAAAUGAAGAGGACUGCUAUAAAGCAUUAGAGCUUGUUCAUCAGUUAUGGACCGAAGUACCUGGGAAGUUCAAAGACUACAUAAAUCAUCCCAAGUGUAAUGGGUAUCGGUCUUUGCACACAGUAGUGAUGGGAGAGGGAUCGGUUCCACUUGAAGUUCAGAUCAGAACRAAAGAGAUGCAYUCACARGCSGAGUUUGGAUUYGCWGCYCAUUGGAGAUACAAGGAAGGUGAWUGUAWRCAYUCUUCRUUUGUGCUMCAGAUGGUUGAAUGGGCGCGUUGGGUUGUCACCUGGCAAUGUGAGAAUAUGGGCCAAGAUAAAUCAUGCAUCGGCUUUAACGAGGCUAUCAAGCCUCCCUGCACGUUUCCUUUUCAUUCCGAAGAUUGCCCACAUUCCUACAAACCUUGCUGUGGAUCCGAUGGGCCCGUUUUUGUCAUCAUGAUCGAAAAUGACAAGAUGUCAGUGCAAGAGUUUCCCGCAAGUUCAAGUGUGAAAGAUGUUCUAAACAAAGCAGGUCAGGGGAGCUCUAGAUGUGGUUCAUAUGGGUUGUCCAUGAAGGAAGAGUUGAGGCCAAGGUUGAACCAUGUGGCGGUGAGCGAUCCUAACUGCAAGCUGAAAAUGGGAGACGUGGUGGAGCUAACACCACGGAUACCAGACAAGUCGCUGAGUGAGUACCGGGAAGAGAUUCAACGCAUGUACGACAGGGGUCUGUCUGUAACUAAGUCGACUGCGGGUGUGGGAUGGGGAAGAUGAUAUAAUAUGUGAGUUUGGCAUGGAUACCGUGGGGGCAGUGGAUGAAUGUAUUAUGUAAUAUGUAUGUAAGAAAAGGAUAUAUAGGCGUAGGCCCAGAUAGAAAAUGAUUUGAAUUAUUUCUUGUAAAUACAUCUUUGUACAGAAAAAUGUAUCAUCCUUGUUUAAGGUUAGUAGAUUAUGUGGUUUUAAAAUUUGUUUGUUA